AUGUCUAAACCAAGAGGAGCAGAAACGACGACUGCGAUUGGUAUCGAUCUUGGUACCACGUACUCGUGUGUGGCAGCAUGGUUUCAUGAGCACAACCGUGUUGAGAUCAUUCCUAACGAACAAGGAAACAAGAUUACCCCCUCGUGCGUUGCUUGGGACGGCACUCGACUCUUGGUUGGCGAGUCCGCAAAAAAUCAGAUCACCAGGAACCCUAACAACACCCUUUUUGAUGUGAAACGUUUAAUGGGGAACAGAUUUCGCGAUAUUAGAGUUCAGGAGGACAUUAAGUCAUGGCCUUUCAAGGUAACCGAAGGGAAUGAACGGAAGCCAAUGAUUGUAUUUGAACACGAUUCACAUGAAAACAGAUCUUAUUCACCCGAAGAAAUAUCUUCCAUGAUUCUGAAGAAUCUGAAAGAGGCUGCUGAAGCCUACCUCGGAAAAAAAGUUACAGACGCGGUUAUAACUGUGCCUGCAUACUUUAGUGACAAGCAACGACAGGCAACCAAAGACGCCGGUGCCCUUGCGGGUCUUAAUGUCAUGCGUUUGAUUAGUGAGCCAACAUCAGCGGCAAUUGCCUAUGGCUUAGACAAGAGUGCAGAUUUGUACUGCCCCAAAGACAAAAAUGUUUUCGUCUUUGAUAUGGGAGGAGGAACAUUUGACGUGUCACUUCUCAAUAUCAGCAAGGCUGGUACCAUUAGUGUUAAAGCUGUUGGGGGUGACACUCAUUUAGGCGGUGAGGAUUUUGACAGGGAGAUGGUCAAGUAUUGUGCCCAAGAAUUCAAGGAUAAAGUGAAUAAGGAUGUAAGUGAGAACGCAAGAGCAAUGAUGAGGUUGAAAGUUGCAUGCGAGAAAGCGAAGAGGGAUUUGUCGUCAACGACUGAGACAUCAAUUGAAGUGGAUUCUCUGUUUGAAGGAACUGAUUUUUCAAAGAAAAUGUCGCGGGCAAGAUUUGAGAAGCUGAAUGGUAGGUUCUUUGAGAAGUGCAUUGAACAUGUGGAGAAUUGUUUGAGAGAUGCAAAUAUACACAAGAAUGAUGUUGAUGACGUAGUCAUCGUUGGUGGAUCAACAAGGAUCCCAAAGGUACAACAGAUGCUGAUAGAAUUCUUUGAUGGGAAACGGCUUUGCAAGAGCAUUAACGCCGAUGAAGCUGUGGCUUAUGGGGCAGCAGUGCUGGCGGAAAAGUUGAGUGGUUCACGCAAUGUAGUUGUGCAAAAUCUGGUACUUGAAGAUGUGACUCCUCUUUCUCUAGGUAUUUGGGCCAGCGUAGGUGGCAUGAGUUUAGAUGUACAAGAUAUGAGUGUCGUGAUCCCCAGAAACACACCCAUACCUGUCACCAGGGAUCACAUGUAUGUUACAAAUCAUGAUAACCAAACAUGUAUGAAAAUCAAAGUAUAUCAGGGUGAGAGCAAAAAAACCGAAAAUAACAUCUUCCUUGACAAAUUCACUCUUGAUGGAAUCCCACCAAGUCCUGCAGGAAAACAAGCCAUCAAGGUUUGCUUUAGCAUAGAUGCCAAUGGUAUUCUCAAUGUGUCAGCACAGGUGGUAUCCACAGGUAAGAAAAGAAGCAAAGCAAUUGCUAGCGCAGCAGUAAAUAGGCUGAUUCAUCUCAUGAAGAAAAAGCUAUCAUAA
Messenger RNA from Erigeron canadensis, 1629 nucleotides. Its product is annotated as heat shock cognate 70 kDa protein-like. Gene Ontology annotation, molecular function: heat shock protein binding; misfolded protein binding; ATP-dependent protein folding chaperone. Lineage: Eukaryota; Viridiplantae; Streptophyta; Magnoliopsida; Asterales; Asteraceae. The transcript is spliced from 2 exons. Gene Ontology annotation, cellular component: cytoplasm. Gene Ontology annotation, biological process: cellular response to unfolded protein; protein refolding. Bases 1 to 1629 code for a protein of 542 amino acids. The record is from RefSeq and is a predicted model, not a curated record.